CCGGGGCGACGUAGUUAGAUUUGGGUGUUCCCGCUCUUUUGCCUGUAUCAGUCGUUUUGAGCUGAAGAGGACUGCGUUUGUCUCUGGGUUCUGAGGCUCACGGAGCACACAGAGCUGUUCAGGUGCUGCAGACCAGGUGGAGCACCUGCACCGCACAGGUAUUUUAGUUAAAUACCUGAGGGUAGGCCUACAACACAAUGGAUUGCAAUUAUAAUAUUGAAGAGGGUAGUGACAUGUCAUAUGAAGAGAGUGAUUUUGCACUGCCCUCCCCACUGCAAAUGCCUUCUCCUGUCAACGUUGGCCCCUAUGAUGAAGAGAGGAGGAGGGCAGACGAGGUAGGAGAGGACCGCAUGGAGACUGUUAUCAUCCCGUUUGAUUCAGAGGCUUACUUGAAUGUGAACACCAAUGCCACCACUCGAGGAGAUGCACAGGCCUAUGUUGAGCUGAAUGAGCUUCAGGGGAGCAGUUGGCAGGAGACGGCACGGUGGGUGGGUUUUGAGGAGAAUCUGAACACAGCCACAGGGAAAUGGAGUGGAUCCCAUGUGUCCUACCUCACUUUCAAGAGUCUCAUCCAGCUCAGAAAAGCUAUGAGUUCAGGUGCAUUCAUCUUUGACUCGGAUGCCAGCAGUCUGUCCUCUGUGGCAGAGAAGAUAGUUGAUGAACUUCUGAACAAAAACGAGAUCAGAGCUGUGGACCGGGAGGCUCUGCUCAGGGCUCUGCUCAUGAGACGCAGUCAGAUGGAGGCCCCUGCUGUGACUGCGGAAGGAAACAUCCAAAUGCAGACUUUUUCUGUCACUCAGAACAGAGACAAUUCUGACAACAUGGAAGCCUCCAUUGUUCUGUCUGGUGUGGUGGAGAACCUGCAGAAGCCAGCGGUGGGCUUUGUGCGUCUGAAGGACUCUGUGGUGAUGCCGUCUACUCUGGAGUCUCCGGUCCCAGUCCGAUUUGUCUUUGUUCUGGUUGGACCCAGUAACAGCGGCAUCGACUACAGCCAGUGCGGGAGAGCCAUGGGGGCACUGAUGGCUGACUGGGUUUUUUGCCUCGAGGCAUUCUUGGCUCAAACAGACAAAGAUGUAACAGACGCCAUCGCAGAUUUUAUGGACUGCAGUAUCGUGCUUCCUCCGACCGAGAUCCAGGACCAGAAAAUGCUCGAACCGAUUAUCAACUUCCAGAGAAAAAUGCUCCGUGACCGACUGCGUCCCAUUGAUAACCGUCUGGCGUUUGGAGACAGAGUCAAAGCUGACAAAGCCCCAGAGCCCCCGCGGGAAGACCCUCUUGCCCGUACAGGAUACCCCUUCGGAGGGAUGUUCAGGGACAUAAAGCGGCGCUAUCGUCACUACAUCAGCGACUACGUGGACGGACUCAACCCUCAGGUGCUCGCCGCCAUCAUCUUCAUCUACUUCGCCGCUCUGUCCCCGGCCAUCACCUUCGGAGGACUUCUAGCUGACAAAACGGAAAAGUGGAUGGGGGUUUCCGAGCUCAUGAUCUCGACCGCUGUCCAAGGCGUGAUCUUCUGUCUCUUGGCAGCACAGCCUGUUCUCGUCAUUGGAUUCUCUGGACCACUGCUUUUGUUUGAAGAGGCCUUUUACGCUUUUUGUAAAGCCAGUAACAUGGAGUACAUCGUGGGUCGCAUCUGGGUGGGCAUGUGGCUCAUCGUCAUAGUGGUCAUCAUUGUGGCAGUUGAGGGUAGUUUUCUGGUCAGAUUCAUCUCCCGCUUCACCCAGGAAAUCUUCUCCAUCCUCAUCUCACUCAUCUUCAUCUACGAGACCUUCGCUAAGCUCUUUAAGAUUUUCAAAACCCACCCUCUGAUUCUGAACUACGAUCACUUGAAUGAUUCGAGUCCAAACCCAUUUCAUCCAAUCAUCCAUACGCACUUUGAGUACACCCCUGACGGUAACUUCACCAUCAUAGAGAAGGAAAUGGAGCGGGCGUACCCCAACACCGCCCUCCUCUCCAUGUGCCUUAUGUUCGGGUGCUUCUUCAUUGCAUAUUUCCUCCGGAUCUUCAAGAACGGCCCGUACCUUCCUGGACCUGUCCGUCGUUUGAUUGGAGACUUCGGUGUGCCAAUCGCCAUCUUCUGCAUGAUUGCUGUGGAUAUCAGCAUUGAUGAUGCUUACACUCAGAAACUGGUGGUGCCUAAAGGAGUGGAGGUGACCAACCCCAAGGUAAGAGGCUGGUUUAUAAACCCCAUGGGGGAGAAGAAGCCCUUCCCUAUCUGGAUGAUGGGUGCCUCCUGUGUCCCUGCUCUCCUCGUCUUCAUCCUCAUCUUCCUCGAGUCCCAGAUUACAACUCUGAUUGUGAGCAAACCUGAGAGAAAGAUGGUGAAAGGGUCUGGUUUCCACUUCGACCUGCUCCUCCUAGUGGUCAUGGGGGGUAUCUCUUCUAUCUUUGGGGUGCCAUGGCUGAGUGCUGCCACAGUCCGAUCUGUUACCCACGCCAACGCCCUCACCGUCAUGUCCAAGGGCCCCAAACCCGAGAUCGAAAAAGUGGUGGAGCAAAGGAUCAGUGGCAUCGCUGUGGCCGCGCUGGUUGGUGUUUCGAUUUACAUGGAGCCUGUGCUGAAGAUGAUUCCCAUGACGGCUCUGUUUGGGAUCUUCCUUUAUAUGGGAAUCACAUCUCUGAGCGGAGUCCAGAUGUGGGACAGGAUGUGUCUGCUCAUUACACCAAAGAAAUAUCACCCCGCUGAUGCUUAUGCCACCAGGGUGAAGACGUGGCGCAUGCACAUGUUCACCUUCAUCCAGAUCAUCUGUUUGGCCAUUCUGUGGGCGGUGAAGAUGAGUAACUUCUCUCUGGCUCUGCCUUUUGUUCUGCUGCUCACCAUCCCACUGCGCAUGUUCAUGACUGGCCCCCUCUUCUCUGAUUUCGAGAUGAAAUGUCUGGAUGCAGAUGACGCCAAAGUGAAGUUUGAGGAAGAACCUGGAGAGGAUGUGUACUACGAGGCUCCUCUGCCAUAAACUGACAAUUACUUAUGCACCAAAUUUUAGGGAAAUAAGCAAGACUAUUUCAACAAUAAUUGAAUGUCAAAUGUAAUUAGUUUAAAAGUCAUAGUAUAUUUAAUUUCUUAAUGUUUAGUCUUUGAAAAAAAGGUGUAGUACUCUUUGAUGAUUGACAUUGGGCAUUUCAACAUUGUACACAACUGACCUCUUUAUUAUGCCAAAAUUUGAUAUUUAUAUUAGGAUGUAAUUACAUUUAUAUAUGUGGUACAAUACAGUAUUUAUACACAUUGUUUUACAGCACCUGUAUGCCAGCCUUUCAAAUUGAAUUUUGUUGAUUUUUUUGAAUUGUGGUGAGUAAUUAUGUGCUAUGAUUGGUUGCCUUCUCCUAUAUUAGUUUCUUAAUAGUUGUUUUAUUAUGUCAGUUAAGUGCUUUAGUGGGUUAGUAAUAGUAUAACUGAGUGAGAAAGGUUAUGAUUUUAAUGAGCAUUGUAUUCUGAUUGCUAUUUGUGCGCUUAUGACACUGUACAUGCUUAAGGUUUACAUUUUAAUACAAUAAAGGUCUUUAAAUGUGA
This is a messenger RNA of Boleophthalmus pectinirostris (great blue-spotted mudskipper), 3508 nucleotides long. RefSeq names its product solute carrier family 4 member 1a (Diego blood group) (gene slc4a1a). Lineage: Eukaryota; Metazoa; Chordata; Actinopteri; Gobiiformes; Gobiidae. The transcript is spliced from 21 exons. The record is from RefSeq and is a predicted model, not a curated record. Gene Ontology annotation, cellular component: basolateral plasma membrane; plasma membrane. Bases 198 to 2954 code for a protein of 918 amino acids. Gene Ontology annotation, biological process: regulation of intracellular pH; bicarbonate transport; monoatomic anion transport. Gene Ontology annotation, molecular function: solute:inorganic anion antiporter activity; monoatomic anion transmembrane transporter activity; bicarbonate transmembrane transporter activity.